Molecule: messenger RNA, 483 nt
Organism: Punctularia strigosozonata HHB-11173 SS5
Lineage: Eukaryota; Fungi; Basidiomycota; Agaricomycetes; Corticiales; Punctulariaceae
Exons: 2
Source: RefSeq, a predicted model, not a curated record
AGGCAUUAUUAUUUGCAGGUCGUUCAGCAUCCUCAAAAGGCUGCCGAGUUUGGGCCCUCGAGCCUCUCGCGCUUGCCGCUCGCUCCGCCGCCGGUGGUCCAGCUCAUCGUCCGGGACAACACGGGCAAUCCCAUUGACGAUGAAGCGGAGAUCCCGUUCCUCGUCGCGCACCUUUCGAUCUUCUCCGCAGACGGAAGCCGGCAGCUGGAUACGACGCCCGGACCCGGCGGCGAACGCCUCCUGUACGGCAACCUCGUCUCGUCCCCGCACCGCCUGCGCGACCUCCAGGGCAAGCACGGCAUCUUCUUCCUCUUCCCUGACGUCAGCGUCCGCGAGCGCGGGAGCUACCAGCUCGGAGUCACGCUCAUGAGCGUCGCGAGGUCGGUCCAUCCUCGCUGUUACUCCCCUCCCCUCCGCUUCCUCGGCAGAAGGUUGGGAGGGAGGGGGGGCGACCGUGUGCCCCUGCACUCCGCACGCGGCUGA